Messenger RNA from Andrographis paniculata, 1971 nucleotides. Its product is annotated as mitochondrial import inner membrane translocase subunit TIM44-2-like. Gene Ontology annotation, biological process: protein import into mitochondrial matrix. Gene Ontology annotation, molecular function: protein-folding chaperone binding. The transcript has 14 exons. Lineage: Eukaryota; Viridiplantae; Streptophyta; Magnoliopsida; Lamiales; Acanthaceae. Gene Ontology annotation, cellular component: mitochondrial inner membrane. The coding region runs from base 122 to 1594 and encodes 490 amino acids. The record is from RefSeq and is a predicted model, not a curated record.
UGUCCUUUCCACAUACUCUCUUUCAGAGGCCCAAACCCUAUUUUCUUCUGGGGUUCAUUCUUUUCUUCAUUUCUUUCUUUGCACUGUGCGUGUUGAAUCGGAGGGAAGUUGGUACUCUCUCAUGGCAAGCAGAAAGAUCGCCGCGGAUUUGUUCCUUUCGAGGUGUUAUCUUCUUCGCCGACAGCGAUUAUUGGUGCCUCCCCAUCGUCUGCAGGUGUUCCCUAGAUCCCUGGUGUCUUCGCCCAACCGCCAUUGGUGUAGGCGUGAAUACAGUGUAUUCAAUGAGUUCUCCAAGAAGAUUAAAGGUGAAGUCGACAGGAACCAAGAGUUUCAAAAGUCCAUGAAGGAAAUUAAGAACAAGGCCGAGGAGUUAAAAGGUGUAAAAGAGGAUUUAAUGGCUAGAACAAAGCAGACUACUGAGCAGCUGUACAAGCGAGUGGAUGGCGUCUGGAACGAAGCUGAAGGGAAAGCAAAGAAGGUUUACGCCGAUGUGGAAGAAAAGCUUUCAGCUGCUAAAGAAGAGGUCAAAGAAAGUUUCGGUAUUGGAAAGGAGUCUCCAGAAAAUGGAAGCAAGGACUCAUCAGGGGAAGAAAAGAAUCCAGGGCAGGGGCAGGAGCAGGGGCAGGGGCAGGGGCAUUCUCAAUCAACUGACAAUGCUGAAACAAUAUUUGGAAAGGUCAAGUUUGGUGUUUCUUCGAUCUCUCCCAAGGUUUCACUGGCAUUUCAAAGAUUGAAAGAAGCUAAACCACUUGACUUCGCCAAGAAGGGCUAUGACAUUGUGAAAGAUGAAUUGAAAGGUAAUCCAAAUAGGAGAAAGCGCCUGGAGUAUGAUGUGUCUUCAGCUACUCCCCCACCUAACAUACAGAAAAGUACACGGACUGAUAUUGUGGUGUUACCUUCAAAACAGUCGCGAUGGAAUAAGAAGUGGGAGGCAUUCAAGACUAAGAUGCAAGGCCAUCCUCUAUUCAAGCGGGUUAGUAGGAUUGGUGAGCCAGUAAUUGAAAAAAGCCAAGAGAUUGCGGAGGAUAUGCGGGAGAGAUGGGAGACUAGUGAUCACCCAGUUGUUCACAAGAUUCAAGAUAUUAGUGAGACAGUUCUUGGAGAAUCAGAUGCUGCCAUGUCAUUUAAAGAGAUCCGUCGCAGGGAUCCGACUUUCUCUUUACCAGAAUUUGUUGCUGAGGUUCAAGAAGUAAUCAAACCAGUCCUCAAUGCAUAUUUCAAAGGGGAUACUGGAGUUUUGGGAAAAUAUUGUACAUCCCAUGUCAUUGAGCGCUGCAAAGCGGAGCACAAGGCUUAUGAAAGCCAGGGAAUAUUUUUUGACAAUAAGAUUUUACACAUAUCAGAUGUCGAAGUUCGAGAGACCAAAAUGAUGGGAGAGACUCCCAUAAUCAUUGUUGCAUUCCAGACACAACAAGUCUACUGUAUUCGAGAUAGACUUGGCGCCAUAACGGAAGGUGGUCAGGAUACAAUUCACACGGUGUAUUAUGCGUGGGCCAUGCAGCAACUAGAUCCUGAAGAACUUGGAGAUGGUGCUCCUUACUCUAUAUGGAAGCUUAGGGAGAUGCAGCAGCUCGGUGUCCGAGCCCUAAUCUGAUUUUGAUUAUUUAAUUUGAUUUGAUUUUUGUUCACAAUAUGGAAGGAUGUUUAUUUUUGUUGGGAUGAGAGGCAAUGGUAGUAGCUGAUCGAUCAAGAAAUUUUGGAGUAACUUUAAUUUGGUGGAUGAUGCAAAUGCCACAAGCUGAGGCAGGACAGGUAAUCAAUCUCAAUCUCUCUAUCUCAUGCUAAAUAAAUGACUAUCAUAUACAUAUAUAUAUUAUAUAUAUAUGCGUGUGUAUAUAUAAGGGUUUUGAAGUCCUCUGUGUUGAUAAUUAUUCUCAUUUGAUUUGUGGUGAAUUGCAUUGCUGCAUAUUUCGGUAAAAAUGUUUGCUUGUUUUAUGUUGGAAAGUAAUAACUCUGAAUCACUUAAAUUGG